CAGGCGCUGCCAGCUCGAUAACAUGUAGCCAUUCUAGAUCCAGAGAGUUAUUUAUAGAAUCUAUAAAUUCCAAAUGUAAAUUUUACGCUCAUACUUGCCCCAGCGGCGACUCGUUUGAAGCAGGGGAUUGGCCGGCGGCUGUCCUGUCAUGGGAUACGAUGCCGACCAACAGAGUAGUCUAAGGGGGUCUUUCUAUCUCAGCACUUCAGGUCAAGCACCGUAUUGUGGUCAUGAGUAUUUUAUUGAUAUCAAGAUGGCGGACAGGAUGUUUCACACGUAUGGAGAGUUUAUUAUAACUCUGAUAGGAACUAACGGAAAGUCUGAGCCACUAAAGUUUGAAAGCUUAAUGCACACUUUUGACCACGGGAGAGAAGAGAAACACGUCAUAUCUACCCAUACUGAUAUUGGGACUGUGACGUCAGUACAACUUCAAUUUGUCAAAUCACGUGAUCUUCAUGGCCUGCUUGCGGUACCAUCUGUCAGAGUACAUAGUAUAAUAGUAGAACCUGCUGAAACUGCUCAGAAAACAACAUUCUGUGCUCACGAGCAUCGUUUUGUUUCCGGACAUGCAUCAACUGUGACGUCACACACCGGAUGUUAAAGUAUUCAAUUUAGUUGUUGACAUAUGCAAUAGAAAUCACAUACGACUUUCUGUGUGCAAUUUUUUGUGUUUGAAAAAUCAUAGAAAAUAAAAAAUAAAACUUG
Ruditapes philippinarum (Manila clam) is the source of this 705-nucleotide messenger RNA. RefSeq lists its product as uncharacterized. Gene Ontology annotation, molecular function: protein binding. The record is from RefSeq and is a predicted model, not a curated record. The transcript is spliced from 4 exons. Bases 149 to 601 code for a protein of 150 amino acids. Lineage: Eukaryota; Metazoa; Mollusca; Bivalvia; Venerida; Veneridae.